ACAGUUGAUAUCUGGUUUGCAUUUAUUUCAACAACAACAACAAUGUCAGGUACCAUGACAACAGACAACAACAUGCUCACUGUCAGUGAGCUCCUAGAGACUGGUUUCAUCAAAUGUACCAUCUGUAAAUCAGUCUAUGAAGAUCCCAGACUGCUUCCCUGUCUACACACAUUCUGUCACAAGUGCAUUCAAAAAAUCAUUGAAAUUGAGAACCAGACUAGAAAUCUGAACCAAUCAGAGGCAGCCAAUGGAACUGAUGAUGAUAAUGAGGCCAAAGACCUAAAGAAAACUGAAAAUAGGCAAAAAAUUAUAUGCCCAGUCUGCAAAUCACCUAUGGAAGUCAGCAUCAAAGAUAAAAAAUCGAAUGGCUUUCCAUCAAAUACAUUUAUGAAGGAUUUAAGUGACAUGUACGAUUAUAAACAUGAAAAGGAGAGGCAUUGUGAAUACUGUAAAUUUGAUGGUAAAACAACACCAGCAAGUUCUCUAUGUCUAGAUUGCCAUGACAACAUGUGUCAAGGUUGUACAGGCGCUCAUUUUAGAACCAAGGUCACCAGAUGUCACAAGGUCAUUCCAUAUGCUCAUGUUCAGAAAGGUCUUUACGAUUCUGACAUACGGGACUUCCAGACCCCUAUGUGUGUCCAACAUACUGAUGAACCAAUGAAUAUCUUCUGCGAGAAAUGCGAACUUCUGAUUUGUAAAGAAUGCAAAGUUGGUAACCAUGACGAUCAUAAAUGGUCGAAGGCCGACAAGGCUGUUCUAAAAUAUGAGGUCCAGAUGAUAAACCUACUUAAAGGUAUACAACAACAGAUCCCUUCUAUACAUAAGUACAUGCAAUUUCUGACCAAUUACGAAAAGUCUAUUGAAGGUGGUAGGGAGAAGCUGACAAAUAACAUCAAGAAGCAGGCGGAGAUUUUACACGACAUGAUAGAAGAACAGAAGGCAAGCUGUCUGGAAGCUGUGAACAAGGCUUGUGACACAGAAAGAUGUGAGGUCCAGGUAAGAAGUUCGAACCUUCACACAGCAGUAACCUCCUUGGAAAACAACGAAGAGUACCUUCGGAAUCUACUGAAACACGGCAAACCUGAGGAACUGCUGACACUACACAGGGAGAUCACACAGCGACUUACACAACUUACACAUAUGCAGAUGGACGGAAUAAACGCUAGACUGAAGACGGACUUUAUUCCUGGAAGUUCGACACUGCGAAAUAUUCAGACCAUAUUUGGGAAACUCUCUAUCGAUCACGUUCCUCUCAAACAUUCUGAGAGUGGUCUUGCUGCAGACAGUGCUCUACAGAUUUCUAACAUGCUACCAAAUGUUCGUAACACGCCAGAACUAAUUAUAGAAUUUAAUGGAGAAGGUAUGUCUGACAGUAAAGAGGUAUGGCCAACUGGUGUAGCAGUUACUAAGGAUGAUAAUCUUGUAAUUGUUGACAGAGACAAUAAGAAAGUUAAAAUAUAUGAAAGAAACGGAAAGUUGAAACAAGAAAUCCAAGGAAAGGGAGAAAAUAAACUAGAAACACCAUUUGAUGUUACGGUUCUGAAAUCUGGGGAUAUAGCAGUAUCUGACCACGAAGCUGAAAAUGUGAAGCUAUUCAAAGUAACUGGGGAGCAUAUAUUAACAAUUACAGACGGAAUCAAAUAUCCAAGAGGAAUAACUACAAACUCAAAGGGAGAAGUUAUUAUUUUAGACUGUCAAUUGCGACAGGUUACGAUUCAUGAUCCCAAAAGUGGCCAUCUGCUGAAAACCAUCGAAUGUAAGGAUGCCAAGGAUAUUAAAGUACUCGUUGACCCCUACUAUGUUGGUGUAACGGCUCAAGAUAACAUUAUAAUAACAGACACUGCCUCGCCAAAUAUCAAAGUGUUUAGUCCAGACGGAAAGUAUCUGGCUAAUUACGGACACUACGGUAUGAGAAACGAUGAGGUUCUACAACCAUAUGGUGUCUGCUGCGAUCAUUAUGGUUACAUAUUCGUGGCCGACAACCAAAAUCACCGAGUACAUCUACUACUGCCCGAUGGUAAACUCUCCAAGUUCCUUCUCACCAAAGCAGAUUCACUAUGGCACCCAAUGGGUUUAGCUUUGACAGAAAAUGGAUAUCUUGUUGUAACUGAGGCAUUAGGAAAAGUGAAAAUAUACAAAUAUAUAUAAAUCACUUACAUGACAACUUAUAUUGAACCGUUACAUUGAAUGUGGAAUGGCUUAUCCAAUACAUGUAUUAGGAAAAGUAAAGAUAUACAAAUAUAUAUAAAUCAUUACCUGACAAAAUUAUUAUAUAGAACUGUGAGGAAUGACUUAUCCAAUAUUAUAAAAAAGUGAAAAAUAUACAAAGAUAUAUAAAUCAAUGCUCUUCAACUAACAAUGAACAGCUACACAAAAGGGAAAUGACUUAUCUGAUUAAAGAAAAAAUAAUAAUAUACAAAUCAGUAUAAUCCGGAUCAUCACCUGACAAGUUAUUGAAAUUAUGAACACUGAAGUGGGCAAUGACUUAUCCAAUCCAAUAUGAUGGAAAUGGUGCAUUUUGUGAGUUUGCAAAAUAAUUGGAAACUGUUUGUUCUGACAUUUAAACUGUUUAACUGAUCAUGAU
Molecule: messenger RNA, 2584 nt
Organism: Ruditapes philippinarum (Manila clam)
Lineage: Eukaryota; Metazoa; Mollusca; Bivalvia; Venerida; Veneridae
Product: E3 ubiquitin-protein ligase TRIM71-like
Exons: 1
Coding region: 43-2148 (701 amino acids)
Biological process (GO): positive regulation of DNA-templated transcription
Cellular component (GO): nucleoplasm; chromatin
Molecular function (GO): zinc ion binding; ubiquitin-protein transferase activity; protein binding
Source: RefSeq, a predicted model, not a curated record